Messenger RNA from Rotaria sp. Silwood2, 621 nucleotides. NCBI's taxonomy places the organism in Eukaryota, Metazoa, Rotifera, Eurotatoria, Philodinida, Philodinidae. The record is from the annotation of a GenBank genome assembly.
AUGGCGGUAAUUCUGUAUGGGCCCUGUUUGGCAUUAAGUCAAGUUACUGGAUUAGAUAGUUUUUCCGAUGCUGGUGGAAUCAAAAAAGUAUUUGAAAUAGCAAUGGAUGGUCAACGAAUCAAUUUCUUUAACAUCAGCUUUGAUCCAACUAUACGAUACACUAUUUGGACAGCUCUUUUGGGUGGUACAUGCUAUGCUUCGUCAUGCGCUUGCAUCUUACAAACACAAACACAACGAUACAUGUGUGUCAGUAGUACACGAGAAGCACAAAAAGCUGUAUGGAUAAACACUUUCAUGUGUGUCUUAUUGAUUCUUUUAUGUGGUGUAGUUGGCCUCUUAAUUCAUGCAAAAUAUCACGAUUGUGAUCCUUUGAAAGCUAAACUUGUCUCCAGAGCGGAUCAACUCUAUCCAUUAUUUGUUAUGGAAACAUUCAGUCGUUUUCCUGGUCUCACAGGACUUUUCAUUGCUGCUGUCAUGAGUGGUUCUUUAAGUUCUAUAUCAUCAGGUGUCAAUAGCAUUGCUGCAGUCAUUAUGGAAGAUAUUUGGAAAACUCUAGCACCGAAUAGGGUACCGUCUGAUGAAUUACAAACAACAAUUGCAAAAUUCAUGUGUAUGAGAUGA